Molecule: messenger RNA, 1606 nt
Organism: Frankliniella occidentalis (western flower thrips)
Lineage: Eukaryota; Metazoa; Arthropoda; Insecta; Thysanoptera; Thripidae
Product: acyl-CoA Delta-9 desaturase-like
Exons: 6
Coding region: 302-1534 (410 amino acids)
Biological process (GO): unsaturated fatty acid biosynthetic process
Cellular component (GO): endoplasmic reticulum membrane
Molecular function (GO): stearoyl-CoA 9-desaturase activity; iron ion binding
Source: RefSeq, a predicted model, not a curated record
GGAGCGCUUCGCCGUGCUUCGCUUUUGCUGAGUGCAGCGCCCAGCCAGCACUGCUGGACAGAACGGCAACGGCACCGCUCACAGGCACAACUGCUCCGGCCGGUGACAGCUCGCGACAGCCGUGUGCGACAGCCAGCCCUCCCGCCCCGCCCGCCCGCGAGCUGAGCGCGCGGCGACGGUGAACGCGUCGCCCCCUGCGCCCACGCACUACCGGGGCCCAGCAGGGCUCGCAACCCCCGCGGCUCGCGCCAGGAUAGCGACACCUCAACCACCGCCCACGUCACCAGAUUAACAAUUGGCCAUGGCGCCUAACGUGACCAGCACGACGACGCUGUUCAUGGCCGAGGCGGCAGUCUGCCCGACGUCCAAGCUGACGACCCUCCGCCGGCCCAGCUCUGCGACGAUGCCCUCCAUGGUCCCCGUCGGCCAAGCCGUCGGCAGCCCCGCGCCACCCACAGCCACGACCAUGGCCUCGGCCAAAGCCUCGGUCGUCGACCGUCCGGUCGCGGAGGACCCUUACGCAUGGCACAUCGUCUGGAGGAACGUAAUCGCCUUCGCGUACCUCCACUACGCGGCCGUCCGCGGCCUCUACGUGUUCUUCUCGGGCGGCAUCGCCUUCCCGACGUACCUAUGGACCGCAGUGCUUGUCGUCCUCUCGGCCCAAGGCAUCACCGCCGGCGCGCACCGUCUGUGGGCGCACCGCGCGUACAAGGCCAGGCUCCCGCUCCGAGUGCUGCUCAUGCUGUGCCAGACGCUGGCCUUCCAGAACCACAUCUACGAGUGGGUGCGCGACCACCGCGUCCACCACAAGUUCACCGACACCGACGCCGACCCGCACAACGCCUCCCGAGGCUUCUUCUUCUCGCACAUGGGCUGGCUCAUGGUGCGCAAACACCCUGACGUGAGGCGCAAGGGCGCCGGCGUGGACAUGAGCGACCUCGAACAGGACUCCGUCGUCAUGUUCCAGAAGAAGUCGUACCUGGUCCUGAUGCCCCUGAUCGCCUUCUUCCUCCCCGCCUACGUGCCGUACAAGUUGUGGGGCGAGAGCUUCUGGGCCGCCUACUACGUCAGCUCCAUGAUGCGCUACGUCCUGAGCCUGCACGGGACAUGGCUCGUCAACUCUGCCGCACACAUCUGGGGCAUGAGGCCCGUCGACAAGAGCAUCUCCCCGACCGAGAACUACUUCGUGGCGCACGUCGCCUUCGGCGAGGGCUGGCACAACUACCACCACGUCUUCCCCUGGGACUACAAGGCGGCCGAGCUGGGCGACUACUACGGCAACAUCACCACGGCCAUCCUCGACUUCAUGUGCUACAUCGGCCAGGCUUACGACCUCAAGACCGUGUCCAAGGAGAUGGUGGAGCGGCGAGUGGCGAGAACGGGUGACGGCACGCACCCCAGUGUCCAGGACAAGCAGCAGCCCCACCACCAUCACCACCACCACCACCACGGCGACGAGGUGUGGGGCUGGGGCGACAAGGACAUGCCCCAGGACGACGUCCUCGGCGCCACCAUCAUCAACAAGAGCGAUUAGGUGGCCCGGUUCGGGCCCACCCCGCCAACGCAAACGCCACUCCACGCCGCGCCACGACGGGCUGGGCCAGUC